Molecule: messenger RNA, 888 nt
Organism: Penicillium mononematosum
Lineage: Eukaryota; Fungi; Ascomycota; Eurotiomycetes; Eurotiales; Aspergillaceae
Product: endonuclease/exonuclease/phosphatase family protein
Exons: 1
Coding region: 1-888 (295 amino acids)
Biological process (GO): double-strand break repair
Cellular component (GO): PML body; cytoplasm
Molecular function (GO): single-stranded DNA binding; 5'-tyrosyl-DNA phosphodiesterase activity
Source: RefSeq, a predicted model, not a curated record
AUGAACAUUUACGCACGCAUCCAGUCAAACAUAAUGUCCUGGAAACACGACACACCGCUUCCAACCGACGUACCAGCAGAUCCAAAAUUCCAGUCCUGGCACCAGUUCGACGCCAACUCGCAGCAGUGGGAUCCAGUCAGCGCGAAUGAAAAUGCAGAACCAGAACCAGCACCAGCACGCACCGGCGACACACCAUCCGAUCUAGUGCUCUUAACAUGGAACAUCGACGCAUUAUCCGAGCGAACGCAAGAACGCGUCACCGAGAUUCUCGCCUUCAUCACCCAACUAGACGCCAAGGUGGACAUCAUCUUCUUCCAGGAAGUAUCACAGCGGGCUCUGCGACUAAUCCUGAGCGAUGAACGUAUUCGCGAAUCGUGGUUCUCAACCGAGCACGAGAAUACCUCGUGCAGACAGUCCUUCACGACCAUGACAUUAGUAUCCAAGUCACGAUUUACAUCACAAAGCUCCGAGAAAAGCAGGUUCGCUCUCGGCCCUGUUUGGAGAGUCGCCUACCCCAGUCACUUUGGUCGCGAUGUGCUAUUCUGCGAUCUAUUCGUUCCGUCACGCACAGACGCCUCUUCUACACGAGUACGGCUUGCAAACGUCCAUCUGGACUCCCUGCCUAUCAGACCUUCCCACCGACCCCGGCAACUCUCCAUCGUUUCCUCUUUCCUGCGCAGUGCAGGCCGUGGUCUGGUCGCUGGCGACUUCAACCCUGUUCUGGAUGAAGAUGCCGUUCUCAUUGAGACCAAUGGUCUUACAGAUUCCUGGGCAGUCCUUCGUCCCGAGGAACCGGGGUAUACAUGGGGAGCGGAUGGGAAGAAGCGGUUUCCGCCGAAUCGGAUGGAUAAGGUCGCCUUGCUUGGUCUCGAGGCGCGGGGGGAUUAG